CUAUUCUGAUUGCUCUGCAGGACUGUUCAGAUGAAUACAGUCGCAAUCGCUGACAACCGCAACCGCCACCUGUUUCAACCGCUGACAAUCUCAACCGCUACCUGUUUCAACCGCUGACAACCUCAACCUCAACCGCUACCUGUUUCAACCGCUGACAACCUCAACCGCCACCUGUUUCAACCGCUGACAACCUCAACCGCUACCUGUUUGCCCUGUUCUGCCCUCGAAAGACUUGGGAAUGGGUCAUAACGGCAUGAAAAAAAUAUAUUUGUAGAGGAGUCUUCUCAUGGGAAUGAUUUACAGAGUGCGUUACUGGUCAAAAUGUAGUGGUAUUAUACACGAACGUCUGAAAAAGUCAUCGUUCUAAUCACAAAAUAAUGUAGAAGCCUAAAGCGAGAUCAGAACGCGUUUUCCUACACGUGCUUAUGUGUGUGUGUGUAUGUGGACUGAGUGGUGAUGAGUGUGUGACACCUGAUAUGUACUGGAAUCUUUGACUAAAUGUUUCUCUCAAAUUCCCUCUCUCUCUCACACACACACACACACAACCGACGACACGUAAAGCCAAAGUAAGAAAUGUUAGGCGAUGUUCCGGCUCCCCAUCAACUGCGACUUCACGUGCAGCGCCAAGGAGAUCUUCAUUAACGUCGUCAGAAUCCAAACACGCACGCACGCACGCACUCACUCAAACACUCACUCACACACACACACACACACACUCCCAGACUGUGACAGCGCGGCGCAUUUCCCUGUCAGCGCGCAACACUACGGCCUACUCACGCACUGAGCUCUAAUCCGCUUCUCAAACACCGGGAACCGGCAGCGAUAACCUUCCUUCUCGCGCUCUCUGUACACACCCAGCUACGUGCGACACGCGACGCGCCGGUGGGGAUGCUGAAAAGCGCGUGAGAUCUUUGUCAGUGGCGUAAGGACCGUCAAACUGCACAACAUGAGCACGAGCGGUGAGUUAGCCCAACAUGAGCACGAGCGUGUCAGCCAAUGAGCAUUCUUCCUGCGGUGACAGGCAUGGCUCUGCUCCAAUCAGAUGUGAGCGCUGUGGAGAAGUGUGCAGGGGGGAGGUGGUGCGCGUCCAGAGCUCUCACUUUCACCUCAGCUGCUUCACCUGUUACGUCUGCUCGUGUGAUCUGUCUGGCAGUGGAUUCUUCCGGAAGCGGGGGGCGUACCUCUGUGCCGCCGACUACCAGCGUCUCCAUGGCACCCGCUGCGGGCGCUGUGGGCAUUACAUCCUGGGUGACGUGGUGUCAGCGAUCGGACGAUCCUACCACCCUACCUGCUUCAGCUGCACCCGCUGCAGUAAGCCUUUCCCUGUAGGUGGGUGUGUGACAUUCGUAGGACAGGAGAGUGUGUGUCAGGACUGCAUCUGUAGCCACUGCCACAGCAUCUGUGCAGGCUGUGGAGAGCAGAUUGGGGCGGGGCAAUCUCAGCUGGCUCUGGAGCACCAAUGGCACGUCCGUUGCUUCUGCUGUCAGAUCUGCAGACAGCCAAUCACACACGAGUACUUCAGCAGGGAUGGCUUGCCGUACUGCGAGGUGGACUACCACACUCAGUUUGGUAUCCGCUGUGACAUCUGCACCAGGUUCAUCACAGGCACAGUACUUGAGGUGGAGGGGAGACAGUUCCACCCUUCCUGUGCUCGAUGUGCUCACUGCCACCACAUGUUCUUAGAGGGGGAGGAGCUCUAUCUGACAGGACCAGAGCUGUGGCAUCCAGCAUGUAAGAAGGCAGAAAGACAGCUGAGGCGCAGGCGUGCAUCUGAGACCUCUGCUUCCUCCAGUAUCGGUUCUCCUGGUCAUGUGAUCAGUGUCAGAUUAGGAAAUGAGUGUCUGGAUUAUAAAACAGUGGCUGCUCUGCCAGAGGCUAAAGCCAUUCAUGAGAUCGAGGGUCCGCUUCAACACCACCAGGGUAUAUGUUUCAGUCAUCGUCAGCGUUCUUCCAGCGUAGACUCCUACAUCCAGCCUACAUCCCCUCCUCUCAAUUACUACUGUACAGGCUCAGAGAGUGGCAGGACCUCACCCUAUCACAACCAGCCACGGCCAUACUUCACCCCGCCCACCAGAAACAAGAUGCCAAAACACUUCCAUCUGCCAGCCACAGGAGAGACUAACAUCUAUGGGAAGCCUCCAAUCUAUAAACAAGCAGCCUUUAAGAGCCACACCAGUGCUGACGUCCCAAUGAUGCCAACAUCACCAGGGCGCCAUGCUUACACUCCGCGGUCGCCAAGGAGACGCACCCCAUCUGGAAGACCAGAGGAUGGGCAGCGUCAGCCCAGAGCACAGGAGGAUAUGACACAGCAAAUAGGUUCCUAUGGAAACGACCCUGGGGUCAUCUCUCAGAUCCCAGAUGACAUUAAACACACCCACGCCAGCAAAUAUAAGAACUAUCCAUAUGAAGCCCUCACAGUGACUCCCACUAAAGGAGCCAACCAGCUGCCCAAGGAUGUGGACCGCACUCGCCUGGAGAAGCAUCUCUCUCGUGAGGAGUUUGAGUGUGUGUUUGGGAUGAGUGUGUGCGAGUUUGAGCAUCUAGCCCUGUGGAAGAGAAACGAGUUGAAGAAGCAGACCAGACUCUUCUAACGGAUGUCCCCAAAGACAGAACUCGACCCAACCCGACCUGAUCAGCAACGUACCAAACCCAGCUACCACACACACACACACACACACACACACACCCACACACACACACACACACACACACACACACCUGAUCAGUACUUUACCAAACCCCCUACCACACACCUGAUCAGUACUUUACCAAACCCACCUACCACACACCUGACACCUGAUCAAUACUAUACCAAACCCCCCCACCACACACCACACACCUGAUCAGUACUAUACCAAAC
Molecule: messenger RNA, 2860 nt
Organism: Clupea harengus (Atlantic herring)
Lineage: Eukaryota; Metazoa; Chordata; Actinopteri; Clupeiformes; Clupeidae
Gene: ablim3
Product: actin binding LIM protein family, member 3
Exons: 19
Coding region: 975-2591 (538 amino acids)
Biological process (GO): cilium assembly; lamellipodium assembly
Cellular component (GO): actin cytoskeleton; stress fiber
Molecular function (GO): actin filament binding
Source: RefSeq, a predicted model, not a curated record